This is a messenger RNA of Haliaeetus leucocephalus (bald eagle), 3553 nucleotides long. It is a transcript of the gene TRAM1, whose product is annotated as translocation associated membrane protein 1. Gene Ontology annotation, cellular component: endoplasmic reticulum membrane. Gene Ontology annotation, biological process: protein insertion into ER membrane; SRP-dependent cotranslational protein targeting to membrane, translocation. The transcript is spliced from 11 exons. Bases 268 to 1317 code for a protein of 349 amino acids. The record is from RefSeq and is a predicted model, not a curated record. Lineage: Eukaryota; Metazoa; Chordata; Aves; Accipitriformes; Accipitridae.
GCCGCGCGUCGCCUCCCGGCGCUGCGGCGGUGUGAGGAGCCGUUAGCCCACAGGGGGUCGAUCCGGGUGUCUCGGCUGGCGCCGACGUUGCCCCCGCCGCCGCCUCCUCCUCUCCCGGUCGGAGAUGGGGCCGGGUUUGACAGCGGCCGGAGGGAGCUUCUCCCUUCGGCCUCUCGGGCCUGGCCGAGGGCAAAGCCCUGCUGCUCGGCCGCGCUUGUAGGCCAGGCGCUCUCGUUAGGCCCCCACGUUGGAGGCAGAUGAUCUAAAAUGUGCCUUUUGGGCUUUUCUCGGUUACCUUCUGAGAGAACCGGAAAGAUUACAGCAAAAGCAGCUGUCAUUUUUGUUACACUUCAGUAUAAUGUUACCAUUCCUGCCACAGAAGAACAAUCUGCAGAAACAAUCUCUCUCUAUCACUAUGGCAUCAAAGAUUUGGCUACAAUUUUCUUUUACAUGCUUGUAGCAAUAAUCAUACAUGCUAUAAUUCAGGAAUACGUACUGGAUAAAAUUAACAGGAAAAUGCACUUUUCAAAAACAAAGCAUAGCAAGUUCAAUGAGUCUGGGCAACUUAGUGCAUUCUACCUUUUCUCCUGUGUUUGGGGAACAAGUAUUCUUGUCUCUGAGAACUAUAUAUCAGAUCCAACCUCUCUGUGGAGGGACUAUCCGCACACUCUGAUUCCGUUUCAAAUGAAGUUUUUCUACAUCUUACAGUUGGCAUACUGGUUUCAUGCUUUUCCAGAAUUGUACUUCCAGAAAACUAAAAAAGAAGAUAUCUUUCGCCAGAUCAUCUAUAUUGGACUUUAUCUUUUUCAUAUUGCUGGAGCAUAUCUCCUGAAUCUGACCCAUCUUGGACUUGUUCUUCUGGUAUUGCAUUACUUCGUUGAAUUUCUUUUCCACAUAUCUCGUCUUUUCUACUUCAGUGAUGAAAGAUACCAGAAAGGAUUUUCACUGUGGGCAGUUCUUUUUGUUUUGGGAAGGCUUCUCACCUUGAUUCUCUCAGUCCUCACUUUUGGCUUUGGACUGGCAAGAGCAGAAGAUCAGCAGCUGAAUUUCAGUACUGGAAACUUUAAUAUCCUGGCUGUUAGAAUCAGUGUGCUGGCUUCCAUCUGCAUGGCUCAAGCAUUUAUGAUGUGGAAGUUCAUUAAUUUCCAGCUUCGGAGGUGGAGAGAGCAUUCUUCUUCUCAGCCUCAGUCAGUGAAAAAGAAGUUUGUAACAGCUAAAGGAAAGACCUCCAGAAAAGAAAGAGAAAAUGGAAUAAAUGGAACAGUGACCUCAAAUGGAGCAGACUCGCCUCGUAGCAGGAAGGAUAAAUCCUCGUAAAACUGGGUUUUAUUAAGUUAAUUGACUAAUGUCCCCAAAGAAUCUGCUUUUUACAUGGAUGGCCCUUCAGCACUAGAGAUGUUGUGGAUUAAAGAAAAUACAGUUAAUGGUUUUUGAUUAUUGCUGUUGUUUUGACAAACUUUUUUUAAAAGCCAUUUUGACUAGGAAAAAGGUUUAUCUGUCUUCAAAUACUUGGGCGGGGGGGAGAUACAACACUUUUUAAAUAACAUUGACACUUUUUUAAACAUUUAUUGUGAUGAAAUAACCUCACUUACUGAGGAUCACUGUUGCAAUGUAUUAUUUCUUUCCAGUUUUUGUAAUCUUGGUGAUAUAUACUGUUCUACCAACUUUACUUUUUCCAAGUUCUUCAAGAAGUCUUGCAAAAUUGAAGUAAAAACUUAGUAUGCAUUUUCAGAUACUCUGGCUUUUCAGUUAAUUACCUUGAUUCAAAUUUACAGUUCAAAUUGGGAUUGUGAGGCCACACCAAUAAACCUCUUUAUUUUGUAGUUAUUAGCUACACAAUGUCUGCUCUAAGAAUUGCCCCAUAUCAUUAAAACAAAACUGAACUAAUUGGAAAUGUUGCAGAGUCUUAUUGUUUGUUGGUUAGAAAUCUCUUACAAGGAACAAAAAACCUUCUUGAGAUGUAGCUUUAGCACUUGAAAAUUAGAAGGGAGCGUGUAUGGUCAUAGGAAGAGUUGAUUUGAGUAGCACUGUUAACUCCUGUCUGUGCUUUUAAAGUGUAUGUUUCUUGGCGAAUUAGUGUGCAUUGGACCUUUGAAAAUUUAUCUGUCUGAUUUUAGAGGGUGGAGGUUCUUAAAAUGUGUUGUUGUGAUUGUUUUAGGAGGCAUUAAUGCUCCGUGAAGAGGGAAUUUGUUAGAUAAGUGGAUCAAGUUAUGAGAAACAUUCCUUUAACUGUUUUGCUUUGUUUCACCUCUGUUAGGAAAUAGUUUGAUUUCUCCUAUAUAUAUUUUUAUGAAAAAAUAUUUAAAGCUACAACUUCUUAAAAUUGAUUUAUUGUGCCCUUUGCCACAACUGGAAAAAUCUUAAUUUAAGAUUUUUUCCGUUAUCUGUCUUUCAUAAUUGUAUUAAAUGUGAAGCUUUGUCCAGUUAAUUUUCCAGUUUAAUAUGCAGUUAAUGUUUCCUCUGUACCCUUUUGUAACGGGUAUAAUUCAAGCCAUUUCACUUGAGAGAAUGAGUUAGAGAUUUAAUUCAGUCUUAAGAAGAAAUUGCUAAAUUAGUCUUUCAAGUUAACUCAAGUAUUGGACUGCUUAUUGAUUGAGAGGAGUAAUUAUGAGCAAUCAAGCUGAUAAAUAAAAUAGUUUUAAUGAAAACCUGUUAUUAUAGUUGAGUUUAUACCCAACAAAAUAAUAAAUCUGCAUUCUGUAUCUUCUACAGUUUAGUUGCUUACUAUACAGAAUAAACGUUUCUAGUACAAAAUCUUGACUACAAGUAACUAUCCAUUCUUCAAUCGUUUAGUGCUAUUUAGAGUUAUUGCAGUAUAAUUUAUUAUAUGUUUCAGCUAAUUUCAGUCACAGUUCCUGUACUUGCUUCACAGCUCCUGAAGUGGACUUGACAAACUUGAACGUGCUUGACUUUUGAGUACUCUGGGGCAGCACACCCUGUAAUAUGCCCAGUCUGCUUCAGUGGAAGUAGCUAUACCGUGUCUUGAUUUGAAGGAAUAAAACUCAAGUGGUGAAACUGUGAAUCUAUCUGAUCUGACCAUGAAACUGGAAAAUUGGAACUCAGAAAUUUUGAGGGAAUUGCAUACAUCGAAUACUCGCUGCACAAAAUCAUGUUUCACGUCUGAUGUUUCUAGAAAGACCUUCACAGAUUCUGUGUGCCUUGCUCUCAAGUUGUACCUUAAGCCAAAAGGGACAAAUUUUUGAAGUUUCUAGUUUGGUACUUUGACUCUAAAUCAGUUUGUUUGUGAUACCUGGUUGUACUGGGGCUGUCAAGAUCAUAAGGGGUGGAGGAACAAAUUAUGAAGGGAACAUUUAAGGUACUUCUUGAGAUCUUUAAGACUUACAGGAGUCUGAGGAUUGUAAUAGUUGUUCCCCAAGGCAAACACUUUCUUGUAAACCUCAUUCUUUGGUGCAGUAGUCUUGAAAUGUAAACUUCAGGUUCACUUCCAAAAACUUCAGAAGAGUAUAUUCUUGCUUGCUAAUGUCAGUAAAGAAACUAACAUUGCUUUUUGUCCCCUUUUGGCCUUAUGGACAUUCUUCGCCUUUGGACUUUU